This is a messenger RNA of Bufo gargarizans (Asiatic toad), 2412 nucleotides long. It is a transcript of the gene SMPD1, whose product is annotated as sphingomyelin phosphodiesterase 1. Lineage: Eukaryota; Metazoa; Chordata; Amphibia; Anura; Bufonidae. Gene Ontology annotation, molecular function: acid sphingomyelin phosphodiesterase activity. The transcript has 4 exons. Bases 64 to 795 code for a protein of 243 amino acids. Gene Ontology annotation, biological process: ceramide biosynthetic process; sphingomyelin catabolic process. The record is from RefSeq and is a predicted model, not a curated record. Gene Ontology annotation, cellular component: lysosome.
UACAGGACUGCUGGCUUCUACACCACCCCGAUAGCGCCCGGCCUGCGCUUGGUAUCGCUCAAUAUGAACUUCUGUGCCGUGGAGAAUUUCUGGCUUAUGAUCAAUUUUACGGACCCCGCAGGACAACUGCAGUGGUUGGUGGGGGUCCUGCAGGAGGCCGAGAACAACCACGAGAAGGUGCACAUCAUCGGUCACAUCCCCCCGGGGCACUGCCUGAGGAGCUGGAGCUGGAAUUACUACCGGAUCGUUAACAGGUACGAGGGCACCAUCGCCGCUCAGUUCUUUGGACACACGCACCUGGAUGAGUUUGAGAUCUUCUAUGAUGAGGAGACGUUGUCCCGGCCGCUGUCUGUAGCCUUCAUCGCACCCAGUGUCACCACCUUCAUCGGCCUGAACCCAGGCUUUCGUGUGUACCAAGUGGAUGGUGAGUACCCUGUCAGCUCCCACGUGGUGUUAGACCAUGAGACAUAUAUACUGAACCUGACGGAAGCCAACAAGGAGCCGAACAAGACCCCGACCUGGAGCCUCUUGUACAGCGCACUCAGCACCUAUGGGAUGAAAUCAGCUUAUCCAUCUGACUGGGACGAGCUGGUACAGAGGUUUUUACAGGAUGAUCGACUGUUCCAGACCUUCUGGUUUCUUCACCACAAGGGCCAUGUGGACGAGGUCUGCCAGGAACUCUGUAAGACAAGCCUUCUAUGUGCCCUGCGUACAGGGAGGUCCUAUGACCUGCAGCUGUGCAAAGAUCUGGACCUCCAUGGAAAACCGGCCCAGAAAAGGAAAUCUCUCUGCUGAAUGGUCACUUUAUCCUAGUGAUCUGCUAAAUCCUUUCAGGAACGCCCAGGGUAGAGUCUGUGACCAAACGUCUCCUCUGAUGCCCUGCUCUACAAUGGAGAAUAACAGACGAGGAAAUCUGAAUUAUUAAUUUAUUGCCUUGAGAAAUCUGCUUUAUAAUGGCUGCACAGAAUCGAGCCCUGGAACAUGCUGGACAAGGAGCUGCACUGCGGUGAGGUCUGAGCGUAUCUCAGGAGGCUUCAUGGACAACCUCAGAUUGUGUGGACACAUCAGUGGAGCUCUUAAUAGACUGAGUCUCCAGGGGGAUGGGAUCGCCCCCACACAACACCCAAAAAAUCACCCUCGGGGGGAAUCAUUGUAUUCCAUGCUAAAAAGGAUUAAACACUAUGGAGGAGAUUUAUCAAACUGGUGUGAAGUAGAACUGGUUUAGUCACCCAUAGCAACCAAUCAGAUUGAUCCUUUAAUUUUCCAAAGAAGCUGUCAAAAAUAAAAGGUGGAAUCUGAUUGGUUGCUAUAGGCAACUAAGCCAGUUCUACUUCACACCAGUUUGAUUAACCUCCCCACCACAGUAAUCCGACGCCACCUGCCCAGUACCAGUACAGACACCGACCAGACGACCUGCUCAGCACUGUACAUCUCCAAACCUAGAAGAUCCCUGAAAUCUGGAGUCACCUGCUAAUCAUCUAAGGGUACAAACAGUCACAUCUGCGCACGCCUUAUCUGCCAGCCUGAUCCGGAACAAAUUCCAUGGUUUUGUCGGAGCUUGUUUACCGCUGGGCCCCAUUCUAGUCAAUGUGGAUCCGGUAAUGAACUGUAGAAUCCAGCAAUGUCUGACCCAGCGGAAUCCGGCAGGCUGCCUUACCUGUGAACAUACCCUAACCAAACUUCUACAGACCCCAAACUACCAUUUUCUAUUCCUCCCCCACCCGCAGACACUCUGCACAGGUCCCAGACCCACCCUGUCCUUCUGCAGACACCAACCUGCCCAUUACACCCCCCCUCACCAGCUCAGGCCCCCGCCUGAACCCACCCUCUCCUGCAGACUCCAGCCCACCAAUGCUAAUCCCCCCCACCAGCCAACUGGUCCCAAAACACAUUACAAGUUCUACAGCCUGCUACCUUCUCACCGCGUCCUCCAGCGACCCUCACCCAACAUUCCUCCACACACACACCCCAUGUAAGCAUUUGCACUUUUUGUAAAUGAGGAUCAGUAAAAGCGUCUGUCAGAUUCCUCUCCGAAAAUCUAAUGUCAACAAGGAGCUUCUCACUUCAAAGGUCCUUCACACCAAAAAUAUAACCGUAUCAUAGACUGGACAUAAACAUUACAGCACUGCUGGGCGAGAGCUACACCAUGUCUCCCUAUACACCUGCAUGCUCAGCUCGACCGAGGGUGCAUGUGUUCUCAAUACAGAACAGUCCCCCUUCUAGGCCCCUUUGUUUUUCUCCUGUCCCUCUCCAGACUACUCUGUCUUCUCCAGACCUCUCUGUUCCGUCCAGACCCCUCUGUCCCCCUCCAAACCCUCUGUCCUUCUCCCAGACCCCUCUGUCCUUCUCCCAGACCCCUCUGUCCUUCUCCCAGACCCCUCUGUCCUUCUCCCAGACCCCUCUGUCCUUCUC